UACUAUUCACUUUAUAAAAUGUAUUUAGAAAAUAAAUAGAAAUUUAUCUUGCGGUUUCUUUGUUCUUCGAUCGACUACUAGUUUGUUCCUUUCGUUGCGUUGGAAGUUUUGUGCUAAAUUUCCCAACAAAGUGGUAUCAGAGCUUUCGGGUUAGGUUCUGGUGGUUCUAGUAGUUUUCGAGGAUGUCGAGUUCGGGUUCAGUGUCUCACUUUGCCGUUCCUAAGUUCGAUGGAAAGAGUAGCUUCACUCUUUGGCAAAGAAGGAUGAAGAAUUUCCUUGUGCAUUUGGGUUUGUCUAGAGCCCUUAAAGGAGAUCAGGCGAAGCCAGAGAAAAUGAGUGACAAUGAUUGGCAGGAGUUGUGCGAGAAGUGUGUCAGUACCAUCCGAUUGUGCAUUGCAGACUCUGUCGUUAAUUCUGUUAUUGAAGAGGAGUCUCCGGAGACGAUAUGGGAGAAGUUGGAAAAGCUGUACAUGGCGAAAAGCUUGACCAACAAGCUUCUUUUGAAGAGGCGGUUGUAUCGGUUGCGGAUGGAGGAUGAGGACACCUUGGUUGGACACAUGAAUGUGUUCAAUGGUUUAAUAGACGAGUUGAAACGGGUUGAUGUUAAAAUCAGUGAGGAGGAUCAGGCAUUGCUUCUCCUUAAUUCUCUCCCGGAUUCCUAUGAGGUUUAUGUGGAUACUAUAUUGUGCGGGAAGGACAUGAUUACCUUGGAGCAGGCACAAUCAGCAUUAUUGUCAUUUGAUGCAAGGAGGAAAGACAAAGCUGGGGUACGAAGUGACGAUGCAGUCGCGGCGAUUGCUCAUGGUGGUGGGAGAGGUCGUUCGUCUAUUAGGGACUACAAAUCAAAGCACAGAAGGUCCAAGUCCCAGAAUGCACCUAAGAACGAGGUGCGUUGUUACAAGUGUGGCGAGCUCGGGCAUAUUAGGAGGGAUUGUCCUAAGAAGCAUGAGGGGAAAAAUGAUGCCAACUUGGUUUGAGAUGGAGAGACUGGUAGUAGUUCUCUCGGAAAUGAAAGUGGUGAGUUGUUCAUGAUCGCUAACGGUUAUGAUGAAGCUUCCGACAAUGAUUGGGUGCUUGAUUCUGCAUGUGUGAGUCACAUGUGCUCAAGGAAAGAACAUUUUAAGACACUUCAGGAAGGCAUGACUAAGAUUUUGAGGUUAGCGGAUAACUCGAUGGUGGCGGUCAUGGGUGUUGGAGUGGUGAAAAUGAAAAUGUUCGAUGGGG
Messenger RNA from Cuscuta campestris, 1224 nucleotides. Lineage: Eukaryota; Viridiplantae; Streptophyta; Magnoliopsida; Solanales; Convolvulaceae. The record is from the annotation of a GenBank genome assembly.